AUGGGAAGUAAAUAUUAUAAAUAUAAAAGAUAUCAAAAAAAAGAUGAAUCAAUUGAUUAUAAUUAUACUCGAAUUUUAAUUGCAAUUGGUUUAUUAAUUUGGAUAUUAAAUUUAUUUGGUUUUAAAUCAUUUAUUCAAGGAGUUAUUAACUUUGUUUUAAAUUUAUUUAUAAUUGUAAUUAAGUAUUUAUACAAUUUGGCAACCAAAAAUGACUUAGAACCUGCAAUUGAUAAUAAAUCAAUUAAUUGUCCAUUAACAGAAGAAUUGAUUACUACAACAAUAUCUAAAAAAGUAACUAAUUCAUCAAUAAAUAUUACUUGGUCAGAAUAUUAUUAUAUUGAACUGAUUGAAUUAAAUGAUCAAAUUCCAUAUUGGAUUAGAAUUUUAUUUAAACAAUUUUUUGGAAUUAGAAAAAUUUAUACUGGAUUCCAUAAUUUUAUUACUUAUUGGUCAUUUCCAAUUUUUAUUAUUGUCAUUUUCAUAUUAUGUAGAUUUGUUUAUUUUGGUAUCACUAGCUUAAGUAACGAAACGAAAGAAACCAAUAGUACAGUAGUUAAAGAUAAUGAAACGAUAGAAACCAAAAGUACAGAAGACAAUGAAACGAACGAUGCCAAUAGUACAGCAAUGAAAGAGAAUGAGACAGAAAGAACUAAUAGUACAGAAUUCAAAGAAGAUGGUCUCAAUUUGGCAACAGUAUUAAAUGAAGACAAUGAUAUUGAUAUAUCAAAAUCUUCAAAUAAAGUAACCGAUUUAACCAGCCAAAGUGACGACAAUUUGGAUAGUCCAUUAACUGAUGAUGAAUAUUUAAGUUUGAAAGAAUAUUAUUCUAAUUAUAAAGUUCUGGCACGAUUAAAAAAGGAUAGAUAUGCCUCGUCAUAUCCUAUAAUUCGGCUAUUUUGUUUUGAUAUUUACAGAGAUUUUAAAUUAAUGGCACAAUACGAAGAUUCAAUUCAAGAUCAAAUUGAUGAAAAAUUUGAAUUGAUUUAA
Molecule: messenger RNA, 987 nt
Organism: Lodderomyces jiufengensis
Lineage: Eukaryota; Fungi; Ascomycota; Pichiomycetes; Serinales; Debaryomycetaceae
Exons: 1
Coding region: 1-987 (328 amino acids)
Source: RefSeq, a predicted model, not a curated record